This is a messenger RNA of Pleurotus ostreatus (oyster mushroom), 1800 nucleotides long. RefSeq names its product inosine-5'-monophosphate dehydrogenase (gene IMD1). Gene Ontology annotation, cellular component: cytoplasm. The transcript has 4 exons. The record is from RefSeq and is a predicted model, not a curated record. Gene Ontology annotation, molecular function: IMP dehydrogenase activity. The coding region runs from base 1 to 1800 and encodes 599 amino acids. NCBI's taxonomy places the organism in Eukaryota, Fungi, Basidiomycota, Agaricomycetes, Agaricales, Pleurotaceae. Gene Ontology annotation, biological process: GTP biosynthetic process.
AUGCAUGUGAUCCGAUAUACUCCAAAAUACGCACAAAUAACAUGGGCUUCAUAUAUAAGCAAGCUGCCGUCGUUGCUCAGUUUUUUCUGGCAAUCUCGCCCACUCGCCAUGUCGUCUGCCCAAUUUCUCGAUGCUGCCUCUGCCCUCGACGUCCUUAAAUCCUAUCAGUCCCGCGAUGGUCUCAGCGUCACUGAUCUCAUGGACUCCCCCAUCCAUGGCGGUCUGACCUACAAUGACUUCCUGCUUCUUCCCGGAAAAAUCGACUUCCCCGCCUCUGAGGUCGUGACGGAGAGUCGCAUCACGAAAAAGCUCACUUUGAAGACUCCCUUCAUGAGUAGCCCCAUGGACACCGUGACCGAGAGUGAGAUGGCGAUUGCUAUGGCGCUCUUAGGCGGAAUUGGUGUCAUCCAUCACAAUCAGUCCCCAGAGUCGCAGGCAGCUAUGGUCCGAGCCGUAAAGCGUCACGAAAACGGCUUUAUCACCGAUCCGGUCGUGCUGGCCCCGGAGCAUACGGUCGAAGAUGUAUUGGAUAUCAAGAGGAGGUUAGGUUUCUGCGGUAUCCCCAUCACAGACACUGGCGCACUCGGUGGCAAACUACUUGGUAUCGUCACGUCCCGCGAUGUCCAAUUCCAAGACUCUUCGACCCUCCUCUCUACGAUUAUGUCCACGACCUUAGUCACUGCCCCUCAAGGCAUCACCCUCUCACAAGCAAAUGACAUCCUGCGUGACUCUAAAAAGGGAAAACUCCCCAUCGUUGAUCCCUCCGGUCAUCUCGUAUCUCUGCUCGCUCGAUCUGAUCUAUUGAAGAAUCAGGAGUAUCCGCUCGCGAGCAAGGAUGAGAAAACGAAGCAGUUGAUCGCGGCUGCUGCGGUCGGUACAAGGGAAAGCGACAAGGAGAGAUUGAGGCUAUUGGUGGAUGCGGGUUUGGACGUUGUCAUCUUGGAUUCGUCGCAGGGGAACUCAGUUUACCAGAUCGAGAUGAUCAAAUGGAUUAAAUCCACUUUCCCCUCGUUGGAAGUCAUCGCAGGCAACGUUGUCACGCGUGAACAAGCCGCUUCCCUCAUCGCUGCAGGCGCCGACGGUCUUCGCGUGGGCAUGGGCUCAGGAUCCAUUUGCAUCACUCAAGAAGUCAUGGCCGUAGGCAGGCCGCAAGCAACAGCAGUCUACAAGGUGGCCGAGUUUGCGAAGAAGUUUGGAGUGCCUGUCGUCGCCGAUGGAGGGAUAGGCAAUGUUGGGCACGUGGUCAAGGCAUUGGCUAUGGGUGCGGGGGGUGUCAUGAUGGGAGGCUUGCUGGCCGGGACUGAAGAGGCUCCCGGGGAGUACUUCUGGCAAGGAGGCAAGCGUGUUAAAGCCUAUCGCGGGAUGGGCAGCUUGGAAGCUAUGGAGGGUGGGGGCAACUCCAAUUCCGCGAACAGCAAGGCAGCCUCAAGUAAGGGCGGAAGCGGUGGAAGCGGCGUCAAGGUCAACUCUACAAAGAUGGGCGGAAUCGGCGGGACACCCAAAAACCCCACCAUCAUCGAAAACGCCGCGACAUCUCGAUACUUUUCAGAAUCUUCGUCCAUCAAGGUCGCGCAAGGUGUAUCUGGCGAUGUUCAAGACAAGGGAAGUGUCUUCUCCUUCAUCAAAUACCUCCAUGUUGGCGUGCAGCAUGGUAUGCAGGAUUUGGGAGUGAAGAACCUGAACGAGCUGACUGAGGGCGUUGAGGGCGGGCGGGUCAGGUUUGAGAUCAGGAGCGGUAGCGCUCAGGUCGAGGGAGGCGUUCACGGGUUGAAUUCCUAUACGAAGCGGCUUUUCGCAUAA